GUGGCACCACAGAAUGUACUCAUACUCUCUACCGGUGAACAGAUAAAAAUGUUUCACGUUUUGAAGAAAUCAUACAAUACAUUACUUUUCCGCAGCGUUCCUAUACCACUUCGUCGCGACAUUCUUCCCGCGCAAUUGACCUCCACACCCGUCCGCAACCUCACAACAUACGUCCUAAACAAUACCGAAAACACCAAGAGAUCGAGAUGGAGACGAAGAAUAAUCUUGGGGCUCUUAUCUGGUAGUUUAGGUUACUUCUUUGGGAAAAGCUAUAUCUACGAGCAGUGCUUCCCUACUGAACCAGAUUCGGUACAGGAUGUGAAGUAUGUGAAAUUGAUCGGGAAACUGCUCGACAAUCUUCCAGCUACUUGGGAAGCGAGAUCAGAUCCCAGGUUUGUUGAAUGGGAAGCAUAUGACGGCUUUUCGAAUGGAGACAAGGAGCGAAGACUUACUAGUGGUCCGUUGAGAGGGAGUCGAGGUCUUGCAGUUCAGAAAAUCUUUUGGAACGAAGAGCAAAAGAGGUGUGUGAAUGUAGUCCAUUUUGGAAAGAGCCUAGAAGGAUGGCCGAGGAUUGUUCAUGGGGGAAUUUUGGCGACUGUUCUGGAUGAGACUCUCGGUCGAGUUGCGAUACGAUCUGUACCUGCUCACACCGGCGUUACUGCGCAUCUCGACAUCAAAUACAUAAACGCGGUCAAAAGCGAUCGGCCAUACUUGGUUGUUGCGUAUUUGGACAAGGAGCGCUCUACAGAUCGAAAGGCGUAUGUCACGGGAGGAAUAUUUGAUCCGAUAACCAAGAAGGUUUAUUGUAGAUGUGAAGCUUUGUUUGUUGUGCCCAAGGGAUUGUCGCUUCGCAGGAUAGAGGAGCGCUUUUGAACACACGCUAUGGCUAGGCAAUCCUUGAUACGAAGUUAUGUCACUCGGUUUGAGGAUAAGUCUUGUCUAAACUACGGCGGGAGCCGCUUCUUUUAAUACAGCUCUUGCGGCAGGUAUGGGCUGUGAUCUGUGCUCAAGGCUUACAGAUUCCAGGAUUGGUCUCUUUUAUUUCCAGCUUCGCAGAGGUGUUUUCUCUUUUCAGCCUCGUACCUUGUGGUAGAUUCUUGGGCUAGCGUACGAUUACCAUCGUUGCCAUCGGUAACAGGGUAGGCGAGUCGUAGGGACUGGAGCAAGCUGUGUACGGUAACUUCCUUCUAGCUAGUCUUAUUUUAUGCAUCGUUCUC
Talaromyces stipitatus ATCC 10500 is the source of this 1217-nucleotide messenger RNA. Its product is annotated as thioesterase family protein. The record is from RefSeq and is a predicted model, not a curated record. The coding region runs from base 49 to 873 and encodes 274 amino acids. NCBI's taxonomy places the organism in Eukaryota, Fungi, Ascomycota, Eurotiomycetes, Eurotiales, Trichocomaceae. The transcript is spliced from 2 exons.